Molecule: messenger RNA, 3835 nt
Organism: Gambusia affinis (western mosquitofish)
Lineage: Eukaryota; Metazoa; Chordata; Actinopteri; Cyprinodontiformes; Poeciliidae
Gene: phlda1
Product: pleckstrin homology-like domain, family A, member 1
Exons: 2
Coding region: 1528-2274 (248 amino acids)
Biological process (GO): positive regulation of apoptotic process
Molecular function (GO): phosphatidylinositol phosphate binding
Source: RefSeq, a predicted model, not a curated record
CACAGGGAUGAGCAAAAAGUGUCGGGAGUCACCUACUCUUAAUACUAUCCCCCGUUUAUCACACUGACCUCUUGUGUCACCAACUUGUCCAGACUAAAGCCCAGCGGUUGAAGUCCUUUGUACAUUUAUUUAAUUCACUGUGAAAGGGGGGAAAUCACAUGGCCAUCGUUUUGGCCAAUGACCUUCCUCCAUCCCUGCUUCCACCUUCUUCCUUUUUUAAAAAAUUUUCUCCUACCAAGAAUGCCACAGAAAGUAUGUCAGAGCAAUACUUAAAGCCAAGAAGGGACUAUGAAGAGGAAUCCUAGCCUGCCACCCUCCUGGUGUCUUCAGAUGUUUGUUGUGUUGGACCUUACCGUGUCCUCUGUGGAAAGCCGGGGGUAUCUCUUAUUCUGCAGGGAGCAUUCACAUCAUAUUCAUUGAGAGAAGAUGCGACUGGGCCUCUUUACCGUCACUCCUGAGCAGCUGUUGUCAAGGCGAAAUGCUAUGCUACAAAAAUACUAAUGUACUCAAUACCUGUACGUGUAUGUUCCUGAAUAAAUUGGUUAAACAUAUCUUCUUGUUUGGUUUUUUUUUUCUUGAGAACCUUGAAAUAAAUGAAAAAUGUUCAGACAGGCACCUAUUUCCCAGAUAAAGACCUGUUUAUUUGCAUCUUCAAUUUUCAAAAAUGGUAGAGAAAUUUCUUAAUAGACUACAUUUAUUCACUGAAAAACAUUUAAGUCAUCAAUUUGGUUUUAGAACUAAUCGAUUCACCUUAAUGGUUGUAAUAUUUCUUUACCUUUGAAUAAAGUUUACUGUGGGAGUAUUUGCUACAGAAAGUAGAGAUGUGGAGGUAAAGCACAGCUGUAAACCAAGCUAUCUGGAAGAUCAGUACCAAUAUGGUAAAAGAAAAACUAAUCUUUAAGCGAAGUUGCUCUAAAUCAAUUGUGGAGUCCUUCAAGGCUCCAUCCUAAUUUAUUCAUAUAAUGAUGAACUCUAAAGUUUUGGAACAGUUUUUACAUUUUAUAUUUGCAAAUGACAAAUCUAAACUAAAGUGGAAGCCAUUUAUUAAAAACAUUUAAAACUUUUUCUGUCACAAAAUUAACUUUUUAGACCGACUCUAUUCUUGUACUGUUGUACGGACCUUCAUCGUUCCACGUUUCGCUGUAACUAUAUAAAAAGUAACCUUAAGAAAUCUUGAAAGUUCCUGUGCUUUCGUGGAGUUUUUAUUUUUCGCGCAAAAUUCCGCCAGAGGGCGCUGUGGUGCUAUAUUUCAAACACAUGGCACUUCAUGGACUCUUAAGGGGUUUGCACUGGAAAUGAAAUAUGACCACAAACUCAUCAACCAAGAAAUAUACAGUAAGAAAAGGCGAACCGCAGCAGUGAUAAUAAAUAUGACAUCGUGGAAGUAAUGUAGAUUAGAACUAGUUGGUAAUGGAUGGAUGUAAAAGCAGCCUCAAGGAUUCAAAUUUGUAGUAAAGUAGAUUUUCUUCUGCAAACUUUAAAAAGGCAAGCAAAAAAAGAAAAGAGAAAAAUCUCAGGGGAGUGAAGAUGGAGGUCUCGCUGUGUAGUAUAAAGGGGAGUCUUAAUGACCGGACUUCCACGGUGUCGGGGGGUUUCACUCUACUCAGGGGGGCGGUGCACUUCUCCAGACCCCUCCCGCCCCCAAAAGCCGCUACACAAACAGUGACCGGCAGGCAGACUGCUAGUCAGGCGCUUCUUCCACAUCCAGCAGCCACAGCUGCAUCCCGUGCCCGCAGCGUCUCCGGGAUAGAACGCCAUCGAUCAAGCAGCGUCCGAGCGUCCAUCAGGCUGGAGGUCCGCAGCGGUCGGCCGAGCAUGCUGGAAAACGGGAGGAAGGUGUACAAGGAGGGUCUGCUGGAGAAGCGGAGCGACGGGCUGCUGCAGCUUUGGAAGAAGAAGCACUGCGUCUUGACCGAGGACGGCGUGCUGCUGCUGCCGCCCAAGCAGCACGAUCACCCGCAGCAGCAGCACGGCGGCGGCGGCGGGGACACGGGGAAAGUCAAGGAGCUUCACUUCGCCAACAUGAAGACGGUGGACUGCGUGGAGCGGAAAGGCAAGUACGUCUACUUCACCGUUGUCAUGACUGAGGGGAAGGAGAUCGACUUCAGGUGCCCGCAGGACGAGGGCUGGAACGCGGAGAUCACCUUGCAGAUGGUCCAGUACAAGAACCGGCAGGCGAUCCUAGCCGUCAAGUCGACCCGGCAGAAGCAGCAGCUGCUCGUCGUGCAGAUGCCCGGGCAGAAGACCGUCCGGAGCUCCCCGAGCGUGGCGUGACCCGCGGGGAGCCCCGCACACACCGGCGCGCCUUCAGCGGUGAAUCUGACACUCGGCCGAGGAAGACAAUGAACCCAGGCUUCAUCUCCCCCUGCUGCUGCUUCACCAAGCUCCAUUCUCCAGGAGAACUGAACACCCCACACCCCAAAUCAUGAUGUGGUCUCCACACACCAGCCCCCCACUCCUCUUUUCAGUACAGAGACUUGCUUCACAAAAGACUGAUGGACUAAAAGCAUGUGAGAAAACAUCUGUAUUCUACCGUGCAAUGGGUUUCAUCCCCUAUUUAUUAUACCUGUAUAUAUUUUUUUAUAUAUAUAUAUAAAAAAAGAGUUGUCUGAAUGUCAAGUGUGAGAGUCACUGGAGGUAGGCAUUUGGUCGACGUGGACUAUCUAACAAACUGGAGCCUCGAGGGAACGUUUGGUGACGUUCCCUAAAGGUUACGAAGCCUGAAACUUUCAAGAGACGAUGAUGAGGAAAGGCUGGCCCGGUGACACGCCAGUCCUUCCUGUAGCUUUUAGGGAACGUUCUCUCAACGUUCCCUAGGGUGGAUGCUGUAUGUUAGUUGAACCAGCUCGUUAUGGAUAAGACGUGUCAAUGCUUCUGGUUUUAUUUUCUAACAGAGCCAAAGACUCAUUUGAUACAUUUCUCUUGUUGCGCAGUGUUUCCUCUCACUUCACUAAACAUGUACAGAACGAGAAAAUGAUCAUGCUGUGGAUUAACGGUUGGGUUUAUAUGCUUGAUUUCAACGGUGUAUUUUAGUGUUUCCAUUGUGUGCUUUGAUUGCUUUCCGCAAUUUUAUUUUGCUACAUUUGUAAAUUGAAGGGAAAGCUGUUGCUAUGUUCAUAAGUGAUGGUUGUACUCUGGCUUUUUAACCAUGGACAAUAGGUUUAAGGUGACUAUUUCAAAAACUGAGCUGCUUCAGAGACCAUUUCAAUUCUUGGAUUAAAUCUUAGUGGAAACGUAACACCACACUAAACUUAGUUAGAUCUCGACUGAUCAGAACCACACCAGAAUCGUCACAAUCAACAAAAUGGUUGUCUUGUCAUGAGGCUUGUUGUGCCUCUGAUUACAAGAUUUAGCCAAAGCUCUUUCUCUUGGCUACAGAAACCAGGAAUUUAUUGAAAUAAGUUAGCAUCUGAGUGAUUCGCUUUGUUUGCUUGUGAUGCGUUUGGUUUGUAUGCUGAAGUUGGAAUUUUGACUUGGUAAAUCAGAGCUUUCCAAUUAGCUCAGGUCCAAAAUGUUGCACUUCUGAAAUGUUGUCUUGUUCUUGGCUAUUUCAUAAUAGUUAUUUAAAAAAGGAUUGUUCAAAUGCAAGUGUGAAAAGGUACGAAACAGAAGAGUAAAACAACAAAAUAGUGGCGUGUGAAUACACAAUAGAGUAAGAAUUGGCAAUUGAGCAAGGUUUGCUAUUUGUACACUUUUUGUUUUUCUUUGUGGCAGAAAGUAGCUGCGUAGCCAGCUAAUGUAGCUUCGUAGCUGUUUGAUUUGUUAGCUUACCAAUAGCUGUCCGUAAACAGUGUGACAAUACAGAUUGUCAAACUGUGUGUGACAAUACAGAUUG